Messenger RNA from Frieseomelitta varia, 563 nucleotides. It is a transcript of the gene Srp14, whose product is annotated as signal recognition particle 14 kDa protein. The coding region runs from base 101 to 427 and encodes 108 amino acids. Lineage: Eukaryota; Metazoa; Arthropoda; Insecta; Hymenoptera; Apidae. Gene Ontology annotation, biological process: SRP-dependent cotranslational protein targeting to membrane. The transcript is spliced from 4 exons. The record is from RefSeq and is a predicted model, not a curated record. Gene Ontology annotation, molecular function: endoplasmic reticulum signal sequence receptor activity; 7S RNA binding. Gene Ontology annotation, cellular component: signal recognition particle, endoplasmic reticulum targeting.
UACGUUGUCAUUCGGAGAAACUGAAUGAUCGUUCAUUGUCACGGCGAACGUGUGGACUACAUUUGACAAAAUCUUAAAAACAUAUGUUGGAAUUAACAAAAUGGUCCUACUGGAGAAUGAUGCGUUUUUAGUAGAAUUAACGCGACUUUUCGACAAAUCUCGACUCUCUGGUUCCGUGGUACUUACUAUCAAAAGGUUUAACGGACACAACAAGCCAGUACCAAGGGAAGGCAGGCCUCCAUUACCAACACCGAGUGAAUUUCUUUGUCUAGUGAGAGCUUCGUUGAAAUCCAAAAAGAUCUCUACUGUUAUACACUCUAAGGAUGUGAAUAAGUUCCAACAGGCGUAUUGGAAUUUGUUAAAGUCAAAUAUCAAUGGUCUCAAGAAGCUAAAAAAGGUGAAAUCUGCAAAGCCUAAAGUUCAUUAAUGUCGUGACAAUUCACUAUUUAAUACACACACACAUAUAUAUAUAUAAAAUUUUUUUGUAUAAUGUGAAAUGUAUUUUCCUUAAUGUGUAAUGUAAUACUGCCUAAGAAAUAAAUUACACCCAACAAAAUGUAAAA